Molecule: messenger RNA, 1217 nt
Organism: Melitaea cinxia (Glanville fritillary)
Lineage: Eukaryota; Metazoa; Arthropoda; Insecta; Lepidoptera; Nymphalidae
Gene: Rho1
Product: ras-like GTP-binding protein Rho1
Exons: 2
Coding region: 150-767 (205 amino acids)
Biological process (GO): cell migration; small GTPase-mediated signal transduction
Molecular function (GO): GTPase activity; GTP binding
Source: RefSeq, a predicted model, not a curated record
GCAAUACUGACACGAACGAAACGAAAGUGCUUGUGAUGAGCAAAGACGAAUAAAAAAGUGUCGAUAGGUCAAUAUUCUGCAGAAAUUAGCCAGAAUCUUCAGGUAUCUACAAAAUAUACUAAAUAAUAACCCUCGCAUGUGAGGGUACUAUGUGGUGGUGCUGUUCUUCUUCCGCUAGUUCAGGACCGAUGGCUGCAAUACGCAAAAAACUAGUGAUUGUUGGUGACGGUGCAUGCGGUAAAACAUGUCUGUUGAUCGUGUUCAGCAAAGAUCAGUUCCCGGAAGUGUAUGUGCCGACAGUAUUUGAAAACUACGUCGCCGACAUUGAAGUUGACGGCAAACAGGUGGAGCUAGCUUUAUGGGAUACGGCCGGUCAAGAGGAUUAUGACCGACUACGACCUUUAUCAUAUCCAGAUACUGACGUGAUCCUCAUGUGCUUCUCGGUGGACUCGCCCGAUUCGCUCGAGAACAUCCCAGAGAAGUGGACUCCUGAAGUAAAACACUUCUGCCCUAAUGUGCCUAUUAUUCUCGUGGGCAACAAGAAGGAUCUACGCAAUGAUCCGGCCACAAUCAACGAGCUGCGUAAAAUGAAGCAAGAGCCGGUUAAGCCUCAGGAAGGUCGAGCCAUGGCCGAGAAGAUCAAUGCGUUUGCAUACCUCGAGUGUUCCGCCAAGAGCAAGGAAGGUGUUCGUGAAGUGUUCGAGACGGCGACUCGCGCCGCGUUACAAGUUAAGAAGAAGAAGAAGACUAGGUGUUCUCUGCUGUAAUUGUGCUGUUGUCGGAAGAACUCUGAUUUAUGAAUUGUUCGCAUACUGCCUGAAAACAUACGUUUGAUACGACUCGAACUCUGCAGCAGUCGCGACGUCAGCCACACAGUGCUUCCUUCCGAUACUGACAGCUGACGCGAUGUUGCGGCCCGCGUAGCACGCACACCCACUCAGUAUUUGUGUGGCUAUACUUUCACAAUUGGUACUUGUAUAUUUUAUAGAUUAUCUAUAAAGAGUAAGAGUAAUUGCCUUAACCGAUAUAGUCAGGGCAAACGAAGGUCCACUAUCCCUUGGACUCGCCGGAAUUUUUCGUGCUAUACUAUCAUGUUAUAUAAUCAAGUAGCAUUUCUUCAACAUAUAGAUUCCUCGACCGGUACCGUCUCAACGAGACUUAUUGUUUAGUUUGGUAUUUUGUAUUUUAAUUUUUUCAAUAAAAUAGUGAUGUAUAAA